AUGGAUCUAUCAAGCGACGACCUCGUCCUUAUCGAAUUUGUGAAGAAUCACAAAUGUUUAUACGACAUUGAAAACACUCACUACAACGACUAUGCUUACAAGCAGAAAGUGUGGAAGGAAAUAGCCGAUGUCCUAGAAUACACACUUACAAGAGUAAAAACUAGAUGGGAAUCUUUACGCAAUCAAUUUCGAAGGUACAUGCGAAAGAAACGAACAACAGCCGAAGAACAAUUACCCAAAUGGAAAUAUUACGACGAUUUAUCAUUUUUACUCCCGCAUACAAACUAUCAGGCCAAACGUGCAUGCGCAACAGUAUUAUCCGAAGAGAUAAUACUGAAUCAAUCAGAAGAUGAUAGCAUGUACGAGAAUGCUGAACACACUGAGGAUUUUAAAGAUGAAGUACAUCCUGCAACCGAAAAAGCAGAUUCUGAUAAAGCCUGUAUUGUCGAGUAUGUGGUAGAAACGAAAAAGAGGAAACUAUCAGAUAACACUAGGCUUUAUUUGAGAGAUGAUCAUGAUGGUGAGAAUAUAAAGGACGAGUUGGAUCUAUUUUUUGAUACAAUGAAAGCAACCGUGCGGAAAUUCAGCGAGAGUAAUAAAAUAAUCGCAAAACAAAAGGUUUUCAGCGCUAUUAGUGAACUGGAAGCGAUUAACCUCACUCAACGGCUAGCAGAAGCCAACUGAGCACGAGAAUUAGGUUAUGUUUGAUUGGGUUACCAUAAAAUCAUUUUUUUUAACUAAAUUAAGGCUUAGAAUAGCACAUUUUACAUAUUUUGAACAUUCAAGAUAUGAUAAUUAUUAUUCCACUGAUAAAUAGUAUUGUUUUGUACAAUAAUAAUAAAUUUGUUUAUUUUUGUAGGAA
Messenger RNA from Dalotia coriaria, 862 nucleotides. RefSeq lists its product as uncharacterized. The transcript is spliced from 2 exons. The coding region runs from base 1 to 684 and encodes 227 amino acids. The record is from RefSeq and is a predicted model, not a curated record. Lineage: Eukaryota; Metazoa; Arthropoda; Insecta; Coleoptera; Staphylinidae.